AUGCUUAAUGACCCGCCACCGCAAGAUCAUGACUUUGUUGCCGAACAAGUGGAAAUUGAUCAAACGGGCCAGUCCAAUAAACCGACAAGCCCAGUCCGCGACACUGACAAACCGGCAAGCCCAGCGAAAGCCACUGAUAAACCAUCGACUCCCGUGAAGGCUGCUGAUGAUAAAGAAGAUGAUAUUAUGAUUACUGGCGUUGGCCACACUGCUCCUGGCAAUCCUGUUGCUUUAUCGAAGCAUAGUGCCAAAGACGAGCUUUCUGCUAUGGGCAAAGGCAAAUGGAACACAGAUUUGUCAACCUAUGCUCAUCUCAAUGCCCAAGACAUCAAUUCUGGUUUUUUAAACCGUCUGUACACAAGCCGCGACUCUGAGGCCGGUUUAGUGAAUCUGAUGAAGGAGCGAUAUGAGGCUGAGCUGAGCAAAAAGGAAACUCAAACCGCUGAUCUACAAGAAAACCUCAAGUCCCAGCAAGCAGAAACUUCCAAAGCCAAAGAGGAGCUGACCAGUGCCUUAGCUACUAUGGAAAAGCUGAAGGAGAGUUUCAACAAGGAGCGAGCUGAUUGGGAGACAGAAAAAUCCGCAUUGCAAAAAAGAGCCGAGGACGCAGAAGCAACUCUUAAACCGGUGGUAGACGAGCUGACUGGUGAGCUCGCAUUAGUCAUCUGGGUUCUGACAUACAGAAGAAGCUGA
Messenger RNA from Aegilops tauschii subsp. strangulata, 693 nucleotides. Lineage: Eukaryota; Viridiplantae; Streptophyta; Magnoliopsida; Poales; Poaceae. The record is from RefSeq and is a predicted model, not a curated record.